AAUAAAACUGAAAAAACUACCAACUACUCACUCACUCACAUUGUUCCGGCACCGUCAACACCUUAAAGAAGUUGAUUAAUGAUUAAUAGGUUAACGUGUAAUGCAGGGUGAAGCUUUGGAUUGAAGAUCUUAUACGGCACACAUUAUCUAAAAAUCCUUCCUUUCUGCAAAUUCUCAACUUUACCUUAUUCCGUAAUACAUUCUUUUUCUCUUUCUCACUUCUUCAUCUUUCAUAUAUAAUCAUCAUCUUCAAUUCUUCUCAUUAUUUCUUAGCCACCCCAUAAUUUCUUGGUGCUUCAUGCUCUUGUUGUUUUUGUUGUGUUCAUCUUGAGGAAGCAAUACUACUGAAUUUACUACUCUACCCUUCUAUGCUGUGAUCAAGAAUAUAUAUAACAAGUUUCAAAGUUUUCUUUUUGGUUAUAUAUAUCUGCAAAUUCUGAGAUUCAUCAUGCCUUGUGAAACAAUGGAUUUCAAUAAUUUUUCUUCUUCGUCGAUGUUUUCCUCGGACGAUAUUUGUUCGUCUACUGAGAGGGAAACUGGAUGGUGGAAAUUCGGUAAAACUUCCAAAGACAAUGAUUCUGAUCAAGGAACAAAACCUAUUCAAGCAGUAUCCAAUUUUUCAGAUGGUAAUGAAGUUAAUAUAAUCGCGCCUCCACGUGAAAGUAGCCUCUUCUCAAGUUCUUUGUCAGAUUUGUUUAGCAGAAAAUUGCGAUUAUCUGCAAAUGCAUCACAUUACGAGGAAGAGAAGCUUGUUGACUCUCUUGAAGAACUUGAGGCUCAAAUUAUCGGAAACCUACUUCCGAACGAGGAUGAUUUGCUAUCUGGAGUGACUGACUGGAAUGACCACAUUGUUCGUGAUAGCACCGGUGAUGACAUAGAUGAACUAGACUUUUUCAGUAGUGUUGGAGGUUUGGAACUUGAAGAUGUAGAUAAUUCAUUCUCUGGAGAAAAGAAUUCCAAAAUCAUCGGUCGAGCUCAGCACAAUCAACUAGGCCUGUGUAAUACCUCAAUCGCCGGAGAAAACCCUGUCGGUGAACAUUCUUCUAGAACAUUACUUGUGAAAAAUAUUGAUAGUGAUGUUAAAGAUUCUGUGGUUAAAGCACUUUUUGAGCAAUUUGGAGAUAUUCACACUUUUUAUAGAGCUUGCAAACAUCAAGGACUUGCUAUGAUAUCAUAUUAUGAUAUCAGAGCUUCUCAAAAUGCAAUGAGAGCGCUCCAUAAUAGACUCUUCGGUCGCAGAAAAUUUGAAAUUCAUUUUUCGAUUCCAAAGAUUCAUCCCGAAUUCAAACAAGAAUGCAACCUCUGUCUUCAUCAGAAAAGUCCUCUAACAACUAGCUUCCAAGGCUUGCACGGUAUCUCUUCAAGUGUUCCGAGCACGUUACCGUCUGUAAUCAAAGUUAAAUCAGUUGGAAACCAAUGUGAAUUUACUGAAUCUAGUUCACCAGUGCAGUUGAAUUUUGAUACUCAAGCUGCAUUAGCUUUUCAUCCUCAUUCCCUACCGGAACGUCGUCAUGGUUUUACUAACGAUGUUCACCACAAUCCUCUUGAGGUGACUGGAAACAUUAAUCUCAAAACACAAGAAAGAAUCGAUAACAUGCAGUUUUGUCAAGUAAAGUCCAAUGGACCCUUUAUGGAUUUUGAUGAAUGUGUUUCAAAAUCCUCCGGUAAUAUAAGCUCGAGCUUCCCUCUUUCUGGUCAUCAUGACAAAUGGAGCAACUCCUAUCCGCCUCCUCGAACAAUGUGGCCAAACUCACCAUUCGGUGGAACUUGUGCAGUACCUACUCUGCAAAGUAUGAACCAACUUCCUAUGUCACCAUCACAUAUGAUAACCACUGUUUUACCAACAAAUAACCAUCAUGUGCAAUCACCUCCUCUUUGGGACAGAAGAUAUACCUAUGCAGUGGAAUCUGUAACACCGCACUGUGUUGAGUUUGUUCCUCAUAACAUGUUCCCUCAUUUUGGACUCAAUUUCCAUAACCAAAGGGGCAUGAUGUUUCCUGGUAGAAACCAUAUGGUUAACAACUCAUUUGAUGCUCACAAACGCGUAAGAAGCCGUAGAAAUGUAGGCACAUCGAACUUGGCUGACUUGAAACGAUAUGAACUUGACAUUGACUGCAUAAUGAGGGGCGAAGAUAACCGAACAACACUUAUGAUAAAGAACAUUCCUAACAAGUAUACUUCCGUGAUGCUGUUGGCUACAAUCAACGAACGCCAUAAAGGAACUUAUGAUUUUGUGUAUCUACCAAUUGAUUUCAAAAACAAAUGCAAUGUUGGAUAUGCAUUCAUCAACAUGACUAGUCCUAGCUCGAUUGUACCGUUCUAUCAGGUGUUCAAUGGAAAAAAAUGGGAGUUUUUCAACAGUGAGAAAGUGGCAUCACUCGCAUAUGCUCGCAUACAAGGGAAAACUGCUCUUAUUGCUCACUUUCAAAACUCAAGCUUGAUGAAUGUGGAUGAGCGAUGCAGGCCUAUCCUCAUUGACACCGAUGGACCUAAUGCUGGUGAUCAGGUCCCUUUUCCAAUUGCCAUGAAACCUGGAAGAGUGAGAAACAACAUUCAUGAGGAAGACAAUGUUUCAAAGGAAUCAGACUAAGCAAGUCACAUUUGUUUCUUUUUCCAUCUCAUUAAUUUUAGUGAAAUCACUAACUAUACACCAAUACUUCACAACAGCCAAGAAUUUUCCAGUUCAUUUUGUUUUCAUUAUUAAAUAAUAAACAUGUUGAGUCGGUGUCGUGUCUGAUACUGUCUGUGUCAGUGCUUCAUAGCCAUCAAUAGGAUCUAUCUUUAAUGUGCAAGCUAAAAGGUUACAUGUACAUGAGUUUCUGAAGUAUGAAUAUUGUUUAGACUUGUAUAUAUAGUGAUUUGAGGGGAAUUUUUCUUCUUGUAAAGUUCACCUUUCAUUUUUAAUGAAUUUUUUGAUGAAUUAGUUAUGUA
Molecule: messenger RNA, 2931 nt
Organism: Trifolium pratense (red clover)
Lineage: Eukaryota; Viridiplantae; Streptophyta; Magnoliopsida; Fabales; Fabaceae
Product: protein MEI2-like 4
Exons: 13
Coding region: 449-2590 (713 amino acids)
Molecular function (GO): RNA binding
Source: RefSeq, a predicted model, not a curated record